AUGGUCCUGUCGUUUCCGCCGCGAACGCACGCGGCCCGCAGUCUCGCGCGCGCGCCCUUUUACCCGUCAAAAGCACGUGGCCGCCCGCCGCCGACGACGACGUUCGGACCGAGUGGCAGUCUCUAUGAGCCCUUUUUGUCGUCGCCCGUGUUCAAAAGUAGUCGCAGUGAGUCCCUCCGCUCGACGUGGAUGACCACUGAUAGUGACUCUGUCGUAGGCAGAGACGACGACGACGACGACGACGAAUCGGACAGUGCCACUGCCAACGACGUCGUCGGGUCGCACCGUAUCGGCCAAAGCGUAGACGUUGGCCACGCGGUCGUGCCCUUGCGGCCGCCGCAGCCACUGAGUGACUGGGUCUACUGGCAACGCGACGCCGUGGCGCUGCCCAACUGCUGGACGCGGGUGUUUGCGGUCUUUAGCCGCCCCGACUUGUGGCUCUAUCGCUACGAAGACGCCUCGGCGCGGAGUCUCUUAGUGCGGCUGCGCGUCACUGCGCUCGACGUCGUGUCGGACGCGCGCCAGCUGCAGUUCCACGACGCCGGAGCGACUGCGUGCGUCCAGCUGUGCUUUCCAGAUGCUGCAGCGGUCGACCGAUGGGUCGACGGCGUCACCAGUGCGCUCGUUGCACGGGCGGAACCCACACACGCGACGUCGCAGACGGCUGUGCUGUCAACGAAGCAGCAAAAGAGCUUCUGGGCGGCGGUGCGUGCGACGGUGCGCGACGUGACGACGAAGCAGCAGGUUAGUGCGGGUCAAGCAGACCCGGCGUUCGGUCGAGCGCGUUGCCAGCCGCUAAAGCAGUUGGGCCAGCAGUGGAAACAAGUGACCAGUGCGCUGAAGGGCGCGCUGAGGCCGCAGCAGCUGCGCCGUCGCCGGCAGUUCCGCCAACUUGGCGUGUGA
Messenger RNA from Hyaloperonospora brassicae, 903 nucleotides. Lineage: Eukaryota; Oomycota; Peronosporomycetes; Peronosporales; Peronosporaceae. The record is from the annotation of a GenBank genome assembly.